Molecule: messenger RNA, 4176 nt
Organism: Parnassius apollo (apollo)
Lineage: Eukaryota; Metazoa; Arthropoda; Insecta; Lepidoptera; Papilionidae
Source: the annotation of a GenBank genome assembly
AUGCGCAGUGACAUGGCGUACCGCGGGCUCUCGCAGCACGUGGAGCUAGACCGUGCGGCAGACCCGCGCGACCGCUUUACACUGCAAGAGCUGAUAGGCGAGGGCACCUACGGCGAGGUUUACUGCGCAAAGGACAAGAAGACUGGGCGCCGGGUUGCUAUAAAGAUCUUAGAGAACAUAGCCGAGAAUAUAGAAGAAAUAGAAGAAGAAUUUCUCGUAUUUAGAGAUCUAUCGUCUCAUCCUAAUAUCCCGGAAUUUUUCGGUUUAUUUCUGAAACGUGGUAUAAGCUCAGAAGAUGAUCAAAUAUGGUUUGUUAUGGAACUCUGUACCGGCGGUUCAGUCACCGAUUUAUGCGCAGGAAUGCGCGCUCGGGGUAACAACAUCACCGAACCUCAGCUUGCUUAUGUUCUUAGAGGGACUGUGCGAGCUUUGACUCACCUACACGCUCAUCGAUGCAUGCAUCGUGAUGUUAAAGGCCAUAACAUACUUCUCACUGAAAAUGCUGAGGUAAAAUUAGUUGAUUUUGGUGUAUCAUCCCAUUUGGCUGCUACAGCCGCAAGAAGGAAUACGUCAGUUGGUACGCCUUAUUGGAUGGCUCCAGAGGUGAUAGCUUGUGAACAACAACUGGAUCAGUCAUAUGAUUGUAGAUGUGAUGUAUGGUCAGUAGGCAUUACAGCUAUUGAAUUAGCGGAAGGGGAACCUCCGCUUUCAGGUUUACAUCCAAUGAGAGCACUGUUUCAAAUUCCCCGAAACCCACCCCCAAGUUUAACCCACCCAGAAAUGUUCUCACCACAGCUUACAGAUUUCAUAUCCGAAUGUCUCAUUAAAGAUAUGAUUCAAAGGCCAUUUGCGAGAGAACUUUUAGAACAUCCUUUAUUACGUGCUGUGGAUAGUUUUGAGGAUAAGAUACGAAAAGAAUUACAUGCAGAGAUAAAGAGACAAAGAGCUGAAGGCAGAAGUUUUCGAGCACCAGAAGCUACUACUAAGCGAGGAAAAUUAAAAUCAAAUCGAAAAGCUAGGCCAGAAAGUAUGUAUAAAGAUGAUUUAGCGACUCUCGAAGUCCUGACCGAGGACGCUAUAGUUGAACAAAUUCAAAAUAGAUACAAUCAAAAUCAAAUUUAUACAUAUAUAGGAGAUAUUCUGGUAGCUGUAAAUCCUUUUACAGAUAUAGGAAUUUAUACACCUAAAACUCAACAAAUGUACCAAAGUCGGUGUAGAUCUGAUAACCCUCCACAUAUUUAUGCAGUAGCGGAUGCAGCUCAUCAGGCUGUUAUGCAUCAAAAACAUCAUCAAGCUAUUGUUAUAUCUGGUGAAAGUGGUGCGGGAAAAACGGAGUCUGCAAACCUAUUACUUAAACAACUUGUAUUUUUAUCGAAGUCACAACAUGGCAACCUUGAGGAAAAGAUUUUACAAGUAAAUCCAAUAAUGGAAGCUUUUGGUAAUGCAAGAACAGGAAUAAAUGCUAACAGUUCAAGGUUUGGCAAAUAUUUAGAUUUGUCCAUGAUGAGAGUCGGGCGAAUAUCAGGUGCUCGAAUGUCUGUAUAUUUACUGGAGCAAUCACGAGUCGUCCAUCAAGCCCUAGGUGAAAGUAACUUUCAUAUAUUCUAUUACCUAUAUGAUGGCUUAGAAAGCGAAGGACGUUGGAGGAAGUUCUAUUUGGACGAGCAACUAAGGUCAAGGCAUCGUUACCUACAGCCACUCUCUGUGGCACAUCGUGAACAUAACGUCCAUAGGUGGCGGCAACUUAAUCAAGCUUUUAAGGUUGUGGGGUUUCUAGAUGAAGAGGUUAUUGUUUUAUACAAAAUGCUUGCUGCUAUCCUCCAUCUUGGCGAUAUUGAAUUUGGGGAAACUGCAGGCGAGGAUAAUACAGACAACCGAGCAACAAUAAUUGAUACUGCUCCGUUACAUAGAGCUUCUUGUCUCUUGGGAGUAGAAACAUCAGAUCUUCGGGAGUGCUUAACCAGCAGCAGCAUGGUCACUAGAGGUGAGAUAAUAGCUCGACAUAGUUCUCCGGCGGAAGCUGAAGUUGCAAGGGAUGCUACCGCCCGUGGUUUAUAUGCCAGAGCAUUUGACAGAAUAGUAGAAAGGAUAAACGCACUACUUUGUCAAAAUAAGCAUCAAAGUGCGGAACAACUAUCCAUUGGAAUUUUGGACAUCUUUGGUUUUGAAAACUUUCAAAAAAAUUCAUUCGAGCAACUCUGUAUCAAUAUUGCAAAUGAACAAAUUCAGUAUUAUUUUAAUCAGCAUAUUUUUACAUGGGAACAACAAGAGUAUAUGGCUGAGGGAAUACCAGUUGAUCUUGUGGAGUUUUCUGACAAUAGACCUGUGCUAGACAUGCUACUAUCGAGACCCAUGGGUUUGCUGGCAUUGCUUGAUGAGGAAAGCCGCUUUCCGCGAUCCACCGAUCGAAGUCUUAUUGAGAAGUUCCAUAACAACAUCAAAAGCAACUAUUACGUUCGACCAAAAUCUGACGCUGUUUGCUUUGCCAUUCAUCAUUUUGCUGGAAGAGUCGUAUAUCAAGCAGAUGGCUUUUUAGAAAAAAAUCGAAACUUUUUGCCACCUGAAGUAGUUCAAUUAAUGAGACAAAGUCAAUAUGAUAUAAUUCGAUUUCUCUUUCAAUGUCCUAUUACUAAGACGGGUAAUUUAUAUUCGCCCUUAAAAGGAAAUAUGGAUUCUAUAAGUUUAAAGAAUUCAAUUUCAGGUGACUUCAGGUUGGACCGGUUCAACAGUCGAGGUUUAGCAUCUCAAUCUCGAGCGCAACAGACUGUUUCUACCUACUUUCGCUUUUCGUUAAUGGAACUGCUUCAAAAAAUGGUCAGUGGAAGCCCACAAUUUGUGAGAUGUCUUAAGCCGAAUGAUACUCGAUCACCAAAACAUUUUGACUCAGCGAAAAUACUUAAGCAACUAAGGUAUACCGGUGUACUUGAAACAAUUAGGAUAAGACAAAAUGGAUUUUCCCACCGUCUAACAUUCGAGGAAUUUAUAAAACGGUACGGUUUUCUAGCUUUUAGUUAUGAUGAAGAAGUUAAGCCAAAUCGUGAUUCUUGCCGCCUUCUUUUGUUAAGACUGAAAUUAGAUGGAUGGGCACUCGGGAAGUCAAAGGUGUUUUUGAAAUACUAUCACGUAGAGCUCCUUGCAAGGAUCUACGAGGAACAAAUAAGGAAAGUGAUACUUGUGCAAGCAUGUGUGAGAGCGUGGUUGGCACGACGCCUUUGUGAGCGUCUUAGGGUUCAAAUGGCCAUCUCAGUGUUAACACUGCAGCGACAUGUUCGGGGCUGGCUCACUAGAAAACAUCUUAAAGAACGGCAUAAACAACUUGCAAGAGAGUUCCAACGAGAGCAGAUGGAACAAGAGGAUCAUAAUCGAAGACAUCAAAAACCUGAUUUUCCAGGGUUCACAGCUCGUCGGAAAUGGGCAAGGGAUCGGGCACCACCACCUCCCCAACAUCCCGCGCCACCAACACCUCAACACAAGAUGCAACAAUACUCAGUACAGGAACGGGCAGCACAGUUGCAAACAUUUGCGGAUCAGGCUCACUAUAGAAAUCAAGACGUUCAUAAAAAUCUUAGGCGCAACAAGCCUGGGAUUCGCUUAAUAGACGUAGAAAGACCUCCGGACGAGUAUCGCCCUCCGCCUGGGUUCACACUUAUACCCGCUAUCGUAAAAGGACAACCAUCCCAAGUUGAACGAGAUGCUAGUCGCCUUUCCAGAUACCAACCAAAUGGGCAAGAUCAGAAUUAUAUCGAAGAAACUCACCUACAAUCGAAUCAAAAUUGGCAAAAUCUACCUUGUAACAGGCAAUGUGGAGGACUAGUCAGCAAUAAAAUAAAUGAACUUGUCAAGCAAACACAGAAAACAGAUACACCUCCAAAACCAGUAUACCAACUAACUCAUGAUCCUGAAUCUACUCUGCGCAAGAUUCUGCGGAAUUCACCUCAAAUGUUGGCAACUCCAUUAUUUAUCUCGGACGAUGAUUACAACGAAGGACCAUUCCGCUUUAAACAACUACUACGACCUACACUAGGGCCCACCGAAAGUCUACGUAAAAGAAAAGUUCGGAAUUCAUCUGUAAAAAGCCCUUGGAUGUCGGACAGUUCGCAAGACAGCUCUGGUUCUAACCAAGCACUGUAUAAUAAGCGUCGUCCUCAAAUUAGUAUGGGAGUGUAUUAUAAUUGA